Molecule: messenger RNA, 6878 nt
Organism: Malurus melanocephalus (red-backed fairy wren)
Lineage: Eukaryota; Metazoa; Chordata; Aves; Passeriformes; Maluridae
Gene: KCTD12
Product: potassium channel tetramerization domain containing 12
Exons: 1
Coding region: 221-1219 (332 amino acids)
Biological process (GO): protein homooligomerization; regulation of G protein-coupled receptor signaling pathway
Cellular component (GO): postsynaptic membrane; presynaptic membrane
Molecular function (GO): protein binding
Source: RefSeq, a predicted model, not a curated record
CUACAUAAACACGGCCCUGCCGCCACCGCCGGGGCUCUCUGUUCGCAGCCCGACGGAGCAGCUCGUCCGGCAGCGGGCGGAGCAGCGGCGGCGGGGAGCGCAUUGGCAGCGCGGCUCCGGCGCCAGACGGGGCGGGAGGAGGCUCCUGGCCCCGCCGUAGCCCAGGCGGCCGGAGGAAGAGGAGGACGAAGGGCGUGGGCUCCGGCGGGCUCGCUCCGGUAUGGCCCUGGCGGACAGCGCCCGCGGGCUGCCCAACGGCGGCGGCGUGUCGCCCGCGGCGGGCAGCGGGGCGCCGGGCAGCGGGGCGGCGGCAGCGGCGACGGGCGGCUGGUCGUCCUUCCCGGAGAUCGUGGAGCUGAACGUGGGCGGGCAGGUGUACGUGACGCGGCGCUGCACCGUGGUCUCGGUGCGCGACUCGCUGCUCUGGCGCAUGUUCUCGCAGCAGCAGCCCAGCGARCUGCCCCGGGACAGCAAGGGCCGCUUCUUCCUCGACCGCGACGGCUUUCUCUUCCGCUACAUCCUGGACUACCUGCGGGACCUGCAGCUGGUGCUGCCCGAGCACUUCCCCGAGCGCAGCCGCCUCCAGCGGGAGGCUGAGUACUUCCAGCUGCCCGACCUGGCUCGGCGCCUGGCUCAGACUCGGGCCGUCGCCGCCCGCCCCGCCGUCCUGCACCGCGACGGCUCCAUCUGCGCCGAGGAGCCGCCGCCGCCGCUGCUCGGCUACCUGGAGGCCGAGCCGCUGGAAGGAGGUGGCGGGGCCGUGGCRUCCGCCCCGUCGCCCACCGCCAGCCGCAGCCCCUCGGGCGGGCCGCUGCUCACGCCCUCGCAGUCGCUGGACGGGGCGGGCGGGCGGCGCUCGGGCUACAUCACCAUCGGCUACCGGGGCUCCUACACCAUCGGGCGGGAGGCGCAGGCUGACGCCAAGUUCCGGCGGGUGGCCCGCAUCACCGUCUGCGGCAAGACGGCCCUGGCCAAGGAGGUCUUCGGGGAGACCCUGAACGAGAGCCGCGACCCCGACCGCCCUCCCGAGCGCUACACUGCCCGCUACUACCUCAAGUUCAACUUCCUCGAGCAAGCCUUCGACCGCCUCUCCGAGGCCGGCUUCCGCAUGGCCGCCUGCUCCUCCACCGGCACCUGCGCCUUCGGCCCCGAGCAGGGCGGUCCCGCCGAUGACAAGAUCUGGACCAGCUACACCGAGUAUGUUUUCUGCCGGGACUGAGCAUCCGCCCGGCCCGUGGCGUGGGGACAAGACGGCCGCCCCUGCACACCCUGGCACUCAAGGUCCCCUCCCAUCCUGAAGGAAGGAGGAUGUGGAGGGGGGCUGUGUCCCCCCGUGCUUUUCCCAUCCCGGGGUCUGCCUGCACGCACCAGGCGGGCCAGCCCCGGCGCAGCCCCCACCCCUCUUGCGGCACCUGCUGACGGACCCCGGGGGCAGGAGCUCACUGUGUUGUGCCUCGGCUGCCGUGUCCCUGCUUGGCCACCACGUCCCUGGUCAGCCACCGGCUCCCACCUUCACCCUCCCUCCCACAUCUCCCAGUAGCUGUGUUGGUAGCGAGGAAGGAGAGAAGUAUUGGGAGCAGACAAAUGCCUGUCCCGCGAAAGCGUGCAUGUGCACCCAGUCCUUGUCCCUCUCCACACACAGAGCUGAGGUGUAGCUUUGUCAGGGUGAGGCAUUUUAAAAACCGUCCAGUAAGGGGCUGAGAAACUUUAAAGUUGCUUUGAGCAAGUUUUCUUGAGGAUGGCAUGACAAAUGGCUGUCUUUUCSCAUCCCAAUACCCUUGUGACAGAGUUUGCCUUGAUGGGCAGACCCCAAAUGGUCCAUUUUUAAUCCUCUCUCCACCCCCAUCAAAGUGAUGCCUAUCUGUGAAGGACUGUCACAUAGAAGGGAAGCCUGACAGUGAUGGGUUUGUGCUGGCUCAGUGCUUUAUCUGUUGAGAUGAGUAAUUUUGCAGGAGGUAUGCAUGUGGCCCUUCAUGACUGGUUGCUUCCAUCUCCCCUCUUUGCUCCCCACAUCUCUGAACUCCUCUCUCCAAGCUGUUAAACUGGACCAGGGCCUGCACAGCGAGCAUGUGAGGMUAAUGUGAAAGGACAGGUUUGCUGGAUAACCAACCAUUUCAACUACAAAGUGUCCUCAGAGACAUGUGUUUAUUCCCUUGAGAGGUAAAACAGUGACACUUAAAAAAAUUAAAGUGCUUAUGAAUUGUAACUUCCAUGGGUGGUCUGUAGUCCUUAUGAUUCUUUUGAAGUUCCUGUCUAUAAGAUGGACAGAAAUCUCAAUGCUUAUUUCCUUAAACACCCUCAAAACAAUGGGAGUGAGGUUAAACCAGGCUUGCCUGGGUCAUGGUAGGGUCUGUGUGCUGGGAAGCUGAAAUCACAUAYCUUGAAUUAGUGCAGAUGUACAUUAUAAAUGUCAUCAAGAGCACCCUUGUUACUUUUUGUCAUGUUAGUGCUGUAAAACUCUGAAGCCAACAGAACUGAUGGCAAAGCCACUUUUUAAAGAACCUUUUUCUUAGUUUUCAUAGCAGUAUUAUCUGGGCACUGACGCUGCUAAGAGCUGUGUACAUCUUCCUAGACAAAUUCAGUGCUUCUUAGAAAGGAUUGAGCCCUGUCCUUAGAAAAACAGGAAUGAUGCCAGCUUUCUUCAGGGGAAAUUACCCCUUCUGAGCUGUAUUUUGUUACUGCUGUCUAACAGUCUUUCCCAGAGGAGGCAGAGUCUGCUUUGGAACAGAUGAUCCGAGCUGCAGGUUUGACAGUAGGGAAGAUUGAGCAGCUCUUUCUAAUAAUUUCUUGAAGUCUGGAAUAUAAAAGCACUUUCCUUUAAAAACCUAAACUUGAUUUAAGAAUGUGUAUAACCCAUUCAGGCCAUCACAGAAAAAUAUCCUAAAUGUAUCUGAAGUGUUGAAGAAUUUAGCGGUACAUAUUAAAAGCUUGAAGUUAUGCUUUUUGAACUCUUGAAUAAUAAUUCUAGUUCUAGCUUAUUCUAACUCCAAAUUUAGAAACACUGCUAGCACUUGUAUUCUAACCAAAGAAUUUCACAGGGUUUUUUUAAAAACCUUAAUUCCUUUGAAAAGAGCUAUAGCUCCAUUUCUAUUGUGUUUCAGUGCUCAGUCUCUGUUCACCACUUGGUCUUUUAUUAAGUGCAUGCACAAAUGCAUAAAACUGAAAAUAAAUCGCAUCACCAUGGSUUUUUAUUUUAAUAUUAUCAAGGUUGUUUAUCAAUGUGAUUAAAUUGAAGAAGUAUGAAAGCACUGGAUGCUGUCCAUUUGUAGAUAGUUGUAUUMUGGGGUAUUUUUAAGAGAAUAGAAAUGUAAACCUGCCAAAUUAGAUGAGCAAUAAGAUACAGUGAGAGGCCAAUACACCUGAAGAUGGAAUGGAGUCUGUUUGUCCUAUGCCUUACUCUGAGAUGACGUCUUUGUGCUUAACUUAUACCACAAGUGAAAAGACAUUAAUCACAACUACUAGGUCUUUACAAUGCCCUUCUCAAAAAUAAAAACCGUCUUUUUCUAUUUUGUGUUAAGUAACUGAAGUAAGUUUUUUAAUAUUUUGUAUAAAAUCAGUUUUCGGUAAAGUGUUCAAAUUCACUCUAGAUAGCUUUCUUUUUUUAAGAAUCUGGUAGCUUACUAAAUCCAUCAUAGGAGCUAUGAAUAGGGGCAGUUUUAAAUUGGCGUUGUGAUUUAAUGUACAUAUAUAUAUAGUAUAUAAACAUUUUACAUGAAUCAUUUAGUUUUUUAAUCAUUUUAGUGCUACAGGAUUUCAUAAUAUAUCUAGCUAGCUGAGCAUUUUCACAUUAUGUUAUGUACAUAACAUGGUAAUGUUUUACUGGUUUCUUAUAACUGUUUCUGUGGAAAGCCUGAAUACAAGUAUCAUCAGCUUGUAGAACUGAAAUUGAUGGCAUAUUUGCUUGAAUGUGAAUCGUAACUAAACUUCCAGGUGGCUGAAUGCAUCUCUAAAACGAAGAUUGCCUGUGUUUUGAUUAAUGGUUGCCUAUCCCUUUCCUGCCAAACAACCCAGUAAUUCUCAUUUUUUAUGUAAAAAUGUAUGUAAAAAAACAGAUGAUUUUUUUAGCCUUUGUGCUAAAAAACUUUUUAGCAUUAUUAGUGUUAAGAAAUGGGCCUUUAAUUUACCGAAAACUCAUUAUCAGUAUUGUCACUAGGCUUAAAAUGAUGGUGUCAUAAAUAUAAUAGUUAUUUGAUGGUUUGCCACAGAAGAUGAUAUUUUUCAGAACCAUUAGUUAGUAAUGGCAGUAAAGUUUUUAAAAGGAAAAAUGCCCAAGGCAAAGUCACUGAGUUUUGCUGGUCUGUUCUAUUGAGAGCUCGAAGAAUGGAGAAACACAAUGGCUCUGCUGGCUUGUUGACAUGAAAACAUACAAAAACAUAAAGGCACAAUACUGGAGUCCUGUAUACAUUUUGUAGCUGUCGUUCAUAGUUCAUGUGAUGAUGAAUGCAGUAGCAUUUACAAGUGCUAUUAAAACCCCACAAAGGCAGUCUUUUUUUUUUUUUUUUUAAUUAGAAAUUAAGGCAUAAGUCUUUUCAGUGAUGCAUAUCAUGAAAGGUGACUUUGCAUAUGUUUGAUAGGAUGUUUAUAUUUUUAUACAUGUAGAUAAUGAGCCACUUAUUCAUUCUUAUAUUCACAUGUAUAGYAUUGAAAAUAAAGAUCCUCCUAGGAAAAAGUUACAUACCAAAUUAAAUUUUUGUUCUUUAAAUAUUAACUCAGUUGUGUGGUUUAUGCUGUCCUUUUUAUUCUCUGCAGAUGUUGUUGGCUUUGCUCUUCCACAGUAUCAUAUUCAUAACUUCAGCAAAGAGUCCAAACUAAUACAUAAGGCAGAAACACAGAGCAAAAAAAUUUAYAUGUAUAGGGAUCUCUAGUAACACCCAUGGCAAGAUAAACAGAAAUAUAUAAUGCUCACUGCAUAAUUUCCUUUUGAGCAUCACAGAGAAUUUUUGUAGUGCUGGUCAGUCAGUCCUCAGGARGAAAUAAUGAUUGAACAGCUUAAUUUGAAUAGCACUGAGUAAUUGUUGAAGUCAAMUGUUGAUGCUUUUUAUGAAGCCAGAGGAUAAUAAUGUGGGAUACACUGCUCAUAAUUAAAAGAAACAUUAAUACCUAAGGUAAUACAUGAUCUGAGAGAAUUGAAUCUAGAAAUUCUCAUUAGCUACCCUGUGAUCUCGAGGAAACUUCUAAACCUGUGGUCAAUUUCAUAGAAAAUUUGUUAGUUGUCAGUAUAAUUCACAUGUGUGAAGUGCCUGUACAUUUAAUAGUUCUUUCUUGGGUAACAUGAUUAUAAGGCAGAGGAACCAGCUGAAGGAAGUUUUAGCAACUGUUUCAUUGGGCACCUUGAUUUGAGAGCUUUGUUAUCAUGCAAUAAUGUAAGAAAGGAGGUCAUUCUAUGAGCRACAAAACUUUGAGUCUGCCUUUCUGAAGCUUUAGGUCUCAUUUUAUUUGUGUUGCCUUUUCUGCCCAUCCCCACCCAUUUUAUUCCAUUUCUGCUUGAAAAAGAUGGCACAUUCCUUGACAAAGCCAACUUCUGCUAUGYUGAAGGUUAUGGCUGAAUUUUAGCUUUCUGCCUCAGUGAAAUACAGAUUUUCUUCUUCCUUUCUUUUACCCAGCCAUCAAUAUUCAUAGAAUUUGUAAGAAUGUAACAGCUGUGAGGUUUUUCCUUUUUUUUCCGUUCUUUUGAUUGUGUUUGAAAUUAUCCAUCAAGUCAAAUGUUAAGGACAGAUGUCUACCCAAGUGGACAAUGUAUGAGCCUUAUUUCAGUAGGAAACAAGGUGAACAGAAUACUGUGAUUAAUGCCUGGCCUUGGUUGUAUAGUCCAAGUGUACUAAAUCCCUACAGAAUGAGGAGGAGGGCAGUCACUCUUACUUUUGCAUCACUGGCCAGUUAGUCAAACAAAUGGGUAUGCUAGAAUGUCUUAAAAAUACUUACAGACUCCUGAUAUCUGCAGCAUUUCCAAGUAUGAAUCAAAAUGUGCUGGAAAAUAUUUUCUGAAGACUAGAUUUGCCUCAGGGUUUGGUUGGUUUUUGCUGAUUUUCUUUUUUCUUUUUUUUUCCCUGUAUUGUAGGAAAUCUUCUGUAUCAUUUUUAAUGAAAUAUUAGUGCUAAUGUGUUAUUUAUUUAGAAAGUACUAGCAGUUAGUUUUAUGAAACCGAAUGCUAAUUUUGUUUUUCAUUAAAAUGAGCUGCAUGUGUUUUUCCCCUGCUGCUAAACAAAACUCUUCUGUAGACUGCUGAAGUAGUAAUGCUGCCAUUGCAAGUAGUCUGUUGGAAAUACACAGCACAACUGCUGUGACAGUCAAAACCAUAGUUGUUCAAAUUAUCACUUUUUUCCCCCCAUUCUACUCUCUACUGUGUUCAAACUGGAAUAAAAUUAAACUCUGUUACACAUUUCUUGCUCUACAAGUUUUUUAGCACACGCUAUGGAGCAUUUGAUACUUCUGUCAAAGUUGCUGGCAACARUGAGUCAGGGAUUUGAAGCAGGUCUAAGUCCUUGUAGGGAAAUGAARACUGGGAAUUGUUGCACAAAGUGGGAACAGCUAUAUGCAAUUUGGGAAAAAAUUCUUGGUAUCACAAGAAAUCAAAGAUGUUUUUCUGUGUAAUCCAAGUAAUACACUCACACAUUACUCCCAUCCUGCAAACMCAACCUGCCCUGGAAAGAUAAAGUCCUUGAUAAUAUUUGCUUGUUCUAGGUUUUAUUUGGUAUCAUCUGGAUGAAAGAAAUUCUUUUGGUUUUCCCCUUCAAAAAAGGUCAGUGUUUAGCUGCUGGGAAAUGACAAUGUUAGCAGCACACCUUGCUUUGGGUUAACAUUCUUUUUAUUUCAGCAUAAUGUGAGAGGUAGGGAAGUUCACAUGGAAGCAUAUAGGAAUAAUGGAGUCAUGGAAUCAC